AUGAAGGGCAGGCCCGUCGACGAGAUCGUGUACGAGUACAUGUUUCCCAAACCGCGGCCAACCGAUCCGCCCAACUUUAGUGCUCUUCUGCAACGGAGUUUGAUCUUGGAGGUCAGGCAGGAGGUUCAUUCAUUUUACGGUCACCUAGAUACUGCGGAGGCCAAGUAUCCCGGGCUCGACUACUGCCAUCCGAUCCAUCGUCUCCGCCUAAGCCGAUGGCCAUGGCACAGGCGCCUUUUCCGCGCCUUUAAUGCUCUCAGACUCACCCCCUUCGAGAUUGGCAACCUGACAAAGUGGGAAGGCACCAAGUGGGCGAAAGAGAGAUAUGAGCGGGAACAGGGCUGCCCCAUCCGCGACACAACCGCCGACGGUUUCCCCGACUGGGUGGAGCUGGAAGACCGAUUGCCACCGUUGACCCCGACGAUCGAGGAAGCGCCAUCGGUGCUGUCCAGCGAAAUCGAGGAGGAGGAGAUGAAUGCGACUUCGGGCGAAACAGACGACGUUGAGUACGACGAGAGCGACGAGACGAUAGAAAGCGUAGGCCCGGUUCUAAACGAACGACUGCGGGAGCGCAUCGCUCGUCGAGAAGCCGGUGACACCUCCACCGUGCUCGACGAGGAGUGGGAGCAAUGGCUGAAGAAUGCACUCGAGUCUGGCGAGCUGCCCGACUUGGCCGAUGCGAUUUUGCGAGGCAGCUCGACCACUGUCGAUAUCCCCCAAACGUGUCGGUCUUCCCGCCGAGUAUGCUGGAGGCCGCGAGGGCUGGGCACUGGCACGAGAUACCCGAAUUCCUGCACCCGAUGCUCAGAGGGGCUUGUCCAGGGGCCUCAGCCUGAACAACGGCGGUCAAAGCCCGACGAGUACAACGGUGCCCGGCGUCGCCGAAUCAGCGCCGAGACAAAUCCCAACCCUGCAAUCGCCGGCCUCUAA
Molecule: messenger RNA, 930 nt
Organism: Parascedosporium putredinis
Lineage: Eukaryota; Fungi; Ascomycota; Sordariomycetes; Microascales; Microascaceae
Source: the annotation of a GenBank genome assembly